CUGUCAGAACAGAUGAAAAGACCAGCCCUACUGAGCGGGCGUGUAUGUGUGUGUGUUAUAAUUAAUCCUAACCUCAAAUUAAAAUAUAAAAUACUAUUUAUUUUUCUUUCCAUAUUACGUUAGGUGAACAGAAUAUCAAGUAGUCUUUUAUUUUAAUACAGUGUUGUAUCCGUGCCUUGAAUUCUUUAAUUAUCUAUCAUGAAACGUAAAUUAGCUAAAGAAGGUAAAGCCAUUACCAAAGAAGAAAGAAUUUUGAAUAGUCCUUUGGAUGACAAUGUUAAAGAUUUGGGAGAUAUUGGAGAAUUGGCUAAUGAGGAUGACAGCUCAGAUGAUGAAGGGUUGGAUUAUGAUGAAGAAAGUGAAGAUGAAAUCGAAAAAGAAGGUGGAAAUGAUGAGUCCACGGAAGAAGAAGAUGUAGAUGAAGAUGAAGAUGAAGAUGAAGAUGAAGAGGAAAGUGAUUUGGGAACAGUGUCUAGUGAUGAUCUCGAGUGGGAGUCGGGGAGUGAAAAAGAAGGUGAUGAAGCUAAUAAAAACAUCAGAGAGCAAAAAGAUACAAAGAGAUCUAAAACGAAUACAAGUGAAAAUAAUGGUAAAAUUAUCCCUUCAAGAGAAUUAAAUUCUCCACAAAUAUCUAAAAAUGUUAUAAAUAAAAGAGAUGAUAAACCAGUUGAUGAAUACAAUGAGGGAGAUACAUCUGAUGAAGAAGAUAUAAGGAACACUGUGGGAAAUGUACCAAAAGAGUGGUACGAUGAAUAUCGCCAUCUGGGAUACGACUGGGACGGCAAGAAGAUCUUAAAGCCUGAGAAGGGUGAUCAACUGGACUAUUUCUUAAAGCAGGCAGAGGACCCUAAUUUUUGGCGAACAGUGGUUGAUCCUCAGACCGGCCAGGAUGUGGUGUUGAGUGACAAAGACAUAGAGCUAGUACAGAGGAUGUUGGCUCACAAAGUACCUGAUCCUGAUUAUGAUGAAUAUCCUGAGUUGGUUGAGUGGUUCUCGUCAGAUGUGAUGAAAAUGCCACUGAGAAAAUUUCCCGAACACAAAAGGUCAUUCUUGCCUAGUAAGAGUGAGAAAGCAAAGGUUUCAAAAUAUGUCCAUGCUCUCAAGAUGGGUUGGAUGAAAUCUUCAAAGAUGUUGAAGAAAGAACAGAAGGAACGGGAACGUGCUGGUCCCCAGUACUACAUGCUGUGGCAGAGUGAUGAGGUGGCCGAGGAGAUGCGGCGGAUACAUAACCACAUCCCAGCACCAAAACGGCUGCUGCCUGGACAUGCAGAGUCCUACAAUCCACCUGAGGAGUUCCUCUUUAAUGAAAAGGAGUUGAAAUAUUUCAACAAAGAGAAAAAGUCCUUGGGCAAGAAAAAGCUACACUUUGUGCCACAAAAGUACAACUCUCUGCGCGAAGUACCUGCAUACAAUAGAUUCAUCCGGGAACGCUUCAUGCGCUGCGUUGACCUUUACUUGUGUCCAAGGGCUAUAAAAAUGAAGUUGACAAUAGAACCGGAGGACCUGGUACCUCAGUUGCCCAGUCCAAAAGACUUGCAGCCCUUCCCGAACAUCAUGUCCUUAGUGUUCAAGGGUCACACAGACAUGAUACGGUGCAUCUCUAUUGAUCCUAAGGGCCAAUAUUUGCUCUCUGGCUCCGACGAUUUCACAAUUAAAAUUUGGGAAGUAGCGACUGGACGCUGUGUUCGUACUGUGGCUGUGGGCGGGACGGUGCGCAGUGUGGCCUGGUGCCCCAACCCUGCCCUGUCACUGGUGGCGGUGGCAGCGGACCGUAAGUGUCUCCUCAUCAACCCUGCUGUGGGUGACAGCUUGGUUGUAGACAAGACUGAUUCUGUACUUCUAGAGCCUCCUGUACAGGAGGGUCAAGUUCCAGAGCGAGUGAGUAUCGCAGUGCAGUGGCAGCAAGCUGAGGGAGAGGAGUGGGAUAAUGGGAUUAGAGUUAUUGUCAAUCACUUCAAGGAGAUUAAACAGGUGACUUGGCAUGGACGAGGUGACUACUUUGCCACAGUGAUGCCAGAGGGAGAGAACCGUUCGGUGUUGAUACAUCAGCUGUCCAAGCGACGUUCCAUGCUGCCUUUCUCUCGGCCCAAGGGUAGGGUCCAAUGCGUCCUUUUCCACCCAGUCCGCCCCUUCUUCUUUGUGGCUACUCAACACAAUGUCAGAGUGUAUGAUGUGGUUAAGCAGGAAAUGGUUAAGAAACUGUACUCCAACUCCAGGUGGAUAUCAAGUAUGGCUAUACAUCCAGGCGGGGACAACUUGCUGGUGGGCACAUAUGAUUGUAAGGUGCUCUGGUUCGACCUGGACCUGUCGACUAAGCCUUAUAAGACCCUAAGGCUUCACAGCACCGCAGUCCGGAGUGUCAGUUACCAUAGAACCUACCCGCUCUUCGCAUCUGUGUCAGACGACACCAGCCUCAUUGUCUCUCAUGGGAUGGUCUACAAUGAUCUUCUUCAAAAUGCUCUGAUAGUUCCACUGAAGAGACUAAGCAACCACGAGAGAACUAAUGAUUUUGGAAUCCUCGAUGUGAUGUUUCACCCCACACAGCCCUGGGUGUUCACAUCUGGGGCUGAUGCUACCAUCAGAUUGUACACCUAAGCACAUUCAUAUAUGUGUUUUAUUAUGUUAUCAUGUACAUAAUGUAUAAUAAAGUUGAUUUUAUACAUUAAACA
This is a messenger RNA of Homalodisca vitripennis (glassy-winged sharpshooter), 2669 nucleotides long. RefSeq names its product ribosome biogenesis protein BOP1 homolog. Gene Ontology annotation, biological process: maturation of LSU-rRNA from tricistronic rRNA transcript (SSU-rRNA, 5.8S rRNA, LSU-rRNA); ribosome biogenesis. NCBI's taxonomy places the organism in Eukaryota, Metazoa, Arthropoda, Insecta, Hemiptera, Cicadellidae. Gene Ontology annotation, molecular function: ribonucleoprotein complex binding; protein binding. The transcript has 14 exons. Gene Ontology annotation, cellular component: preribosome, large subunit precursor; PeBoW complex. The coding region runs from base 199 to 2595 and encodes 798 amino acids. The record is from RefSeq and is a predicted model, not a curated record.